UUCUAAGUUCACAGAAGCGCUAUCAGUGGUGCGAUUUGGAAGCUUGUGCCGGACACAUAAUUUCCACCUAGUGCGUGUAAAUAAACUUGUAUCCUUCUUACUACUUGCCGUUGCUUUCAAUGAAAUCGAUUAGGCGUUGUUGUUGUCGUUACAACGCGAGUGCGAUACAAGCGUAGAAUAAGUGUAAGAGUUGGAAAGGACAAGAACCUGCAUACAUAGCAACGAACUCGUGAACCCAAAGGUGCCAGGCCAAGGACGAGUAGAACAGAGUAUAGAAGAAAGCUGCUAGGGGUUUCUCGUUGGAUGAGAAAGGCUGAUGCUAGUGGCUGUAGUGAAUGUACGUGGAUCGAGGCCAACGGAGGUUGGCAGAGACUGAUUUCGUCAGCAGGCUACCACUAGAAGGGGUGGUUUGCCUUGCGUGUCAAUACACAUCAAUGAUUCAGUUGCGAUGCCAACCAUGGAACCUCAGUUUAACCAGCGUGAUCAUUUUGGCACUAUCCAAUAUGCUGCUGACCUUUUUACUACUACAGUCGGAAACUUGCACGCAGAAUUCGAUAGGUCGAGAACUCGAGAUAAAUGCCGUCACGGACUGGAAUCUCGGUACCCUACUCAAGGAGCAACAGGAAGAGUGUGCGACGCGGGAUUAUCGACACACGACAGUUGACAGGCUAAAGCUCGACGUGAGACUAGGCAGAUGGGAUGCCCGUAGGCUUUUCAAAACGUUCGAUUCGAUCUUCGUCGGAUCUAGAUUUUCUGAGCUUUCGCAGACGUAUCGAGUUUGUCUUGCCACGCAAAGUUCCGUCGAGAAGUUGCACUCGAUCGUUCAAGUGGCCCAUCAAUGGACCGGUCCAAUGUCUGUUGCUUUGUACGCCGCUGGCGAUGAAGAGUUCGAAGUUCUACAAAAGUAUUUGCUUUAUCUUAAAAAGUGCUACGAACCCGUACGCGAAAGGAUAUCCUUUUCUUUGGCCGUGCCAAGGGUCAAACCACCCAAGAAGCAACCCCGUACCUUUGUCCUGCCUGACAUCGUCGAUUGUGCCAAACCGGAAGCUACCCUUAACGAACUCGUGUCCGGUAUUUCCGUCGAGCAAACGAACUGGAGAACGCGAAACGUUUAUCCUCAGAAUCACAUGCGGAAUCUAGCUAGGAAAAAUUGUCAAUCCGAUUACGUUUUCUUAACGGACGUCGAUAUUAUACCAAGCCUCAAUCUCACCGGUGCUUUAGAUGACUUCCUUAGGAAUGAGAACUGCGACAAGUGCGCCUACGUCAUACCCACGUACGAGCUGGACUCGCGUGUCAGAUUUCCACCGAAUAAAUCAGACUUGGUCAGACUAGCGAGGAAAGGUCUCGCUAGACCCUUUCAUCAAAAGGUUUUCAUCCACAAUCAAUUUGCCACGAACUUUACGAGAUGGGUGUUGGACGUGUCACCGACUCACAAGAAUUACGAGAACAUAAGAAACGGCAAGGUUUAUGUGAGUCACGAUGUGACAAAUUUCGAAUUCCUUUACGAGCCGUUCUACGUGGCAAAGGAUACUGCACCAGCUCACGACGAAAGAUUCAUGGGAUAUGGAUAUACGAGAAACACUCAGGUUUAUGAGAUGUUUGUGGCUGGCUAUCAAUUUAAAGUACUCUCCCCUGUAUUUACCGUACAUUGGGGUCUGCAGACGAGAAAAAGUAGACCUUCCUGGCGUGAACGACAAAACAGCGCCAAUAGAAAAUAUUUUGAAAUGUUUAAAAAAGAAGUUUUUGCUCGUUAUAUGCGAGAUCCCUUGAAGAUGAUGAAAAAUACAAACUGACGAAAACAUCAUCGGGGAAUCCGUUGAACUCGUUACUAUUUACCGUCCUUUUGAACGACGUAGUUUAAUACAAACAGACUUGAGAAUUCAGUUUUGUUGGCUUAAAAAAACUUUCUUUUUCGUAUCCGUACUAUUUACAUUUGUAUGUACAUACACACACACGCGCACAUAUACACUACACGAAAAAUAUUUUGAAAAGUUCAUUAUUGCUUGAUCUUUUUUAUUCAUCAUAAACAGGUUUUUAAAUCAUUUCUCGACCUUUUUUUAAGAUGGUAAUAAAUUAAUUAAAUUUAAUAGACCGUCGGAAGAUUUUAUGAAUUAAAAAGUGACCAAAAUUAGUCUUAUUUUAAGCGUUUAAUCAUCAUUUUUAAGAAAUUAUUUAUCGCGAGUUUAAUUAAAAGAAUUAUAAAAUCGCGUUCAAGAAAUUAAUCGAUCGGAAAAGAUCGAAUGAAAAUCAGUUUUGAAUAAAUCAAUGAAAUGUUAAUAAUUUCUAUAAUUAGAAGACGGUAUUUAACGUAUUUUCCAGUUCAUCGAUUCGUCCUAAAGUAGCCAAUCGCCGCAUCGUGGCUCUUGUUACUUCCGCUCACGAUUUUCCAACAUCGUCAGAGACUGCCACGCGGGAUCACGGAAUAAAUAUCUUUCUUCUAAGUUUCGUGGCACGUACUCGUGCACAAGGAAGAGAAUGAGUCGGGAGCUAAGUGAACGUACCUCGUUAGCUGUCUAGCUUCUAGAGGGUAGACGGCGUAUAAAUUCAGAGAUCGAUACGUUGAAAACGAUCUCUCUCUUUCUUUCUUGCUCUCUUUCUCUCUCUCUUUUUUGCUCUCUCUCUUUCUUUCUUGCUCUCUCUCUCUCUCUUUUUCUCUCUCUCUCUCUCUCUUUCCCUCUCUCUUUCUCUCUCUCUUUGCUCUUUUUAAACAUAGUCGAAAGAGCAACGAAAGAUAAGUUUAUAAUUAAGGGUUGAUAAUUUACAUCGUUACGCGCACGAUUCCGUCAUAUAAACAAAAUUUUAAUGAAUUUUGUAACAUCGAUAAGCACAUGUUUCAUUGUACGACAACUUGAGAACUUAACUUUGUUAAUCUUAAACAAUUAAAAUUCUAAGUUUGACGAUC
Messenger RNA from Vespa mandarinia (Asian giant hornet), 2902 nucleotides. RefSeq names its product beta-1,4-glucuronyltransferase 1. Gene Ontology annotation, molecular function: glucuronosyltransferase activity. The record is from RefSeq and is a predicted model, not a curated record. Gene Ontology annotation, cellular component: Golgi apparatus. Gene Ontology annotation, biological process: protein O-linked glycosylation via mannose. NCBI's taxonomy places the organism in Eukaryota, Metazoa, Arthropoda, Insecta, Hymenoptera, Vespidae.